GCUUUACUUUGGUCCAGAGAAAGAGUGAAGGAUGUGACUGAAGCCUCUUUCGCGUGCCUCAUCGGCCCUGACUCACUACGCCGUUUGUGUACACUCCUACUGCACUUUGCCUACGAAAUGGAGCUCGAUGGAAAUUAGCAAGCGUGUACCUCUUUGAAUUCCCACCCUUACCUUUGGAGAAUGAUCCACCGGCAGGUUAUUUUAUCCCAGAACUUGUACCAAAAUCGGUUCCUGGGCUUGGCGGCCAUGGCAUCCCCAACUCGCAGCAGCCAGACCCGCCAGCGCUGUAAGGAUGCGGUUCGGCACAGCUAUGGCCCUGAGUCCUUUGCUGUCAAUGGCCUGAACCAGGAUGCUUUUAUGUUGGGACUGUCACGCUCCACCAGCGACACUGAUCUGGUCUCUCCAGAUGCACGUUCCACUCUUACCAUCAGCUCUUCCCACUACAUCAUAGGCCAGUCCGAAGACCUGGUGAUCACAUGGGACAUCAAGGAAGAAGUGGAUGCUGGAGACUGGAUUGGGAUGUAUUUAGUUGAUGAGACGUUAUCGGAGAACUUUCUGGACUACAAGAACCGAGGCAUCAAUGGAUCUCACAAAGGACAAAUAGUCUGGAAAAUUGAUUCUAGCUCCCACUUCAGUGAACCUGAGACCCAGGUCUGCUUCAGGUACUACCAUGGUGUCACUGGGGCACUGAGGGCAACCACACCCAGUGUAAUCAUCAAGAAGGGCUCAGCGCCUGUACUGAAGCCAGUGGUCAGUCCUGAAGUCAACCAUGGACUGGGCAACAGAAGACUUAUUAACUUUAACCUGUCAGACCUCCAGGCAGUGGGACUGAAAAAGGGGAUGUUCUUCAAUCCAGACCCGUACCUGAAGCUGUCCAUUCAGCCCGGAAAGCACAGCAUCUUCCCGUCUCUGCCACACCACGGCCAGGAGAAACGUUCCGGAGUGGUCUGCAACACUGUCAACCCUAAGUGGAGCACAGAGAGGUUUAACUUUGUAUCCCUACCCACUGAUGUCCUGGAGAUUGAGGUGAAGGAUAAGUUUGCCAAGAGCAGACCAAUCAUCAAGCGUUUCCUGGGGAAGCUCUCGGUCCCGGUCCAGAGACUGCUGGAAAAACAUGCCAUCGGGGAUCGAGUAGUAAGUUAUUCCUUAGGUCGCAGGUUGCCUACAGAUCAUGUCUGUGGCCAGCUGCAGUUCCGCUUUGAGCUGACCUCCUCCAUUCACCCAGACGAUGAGGAGGUUUCCUUAGUCAUAGAGGCGGCCUGUCCUGAGGGUGGACACGCAGCAGAUGUCAACCAUGCUGCUGAUGCUCUCGAUGAUGACACACUGAGCGUGGGCCCUGACAUGCCUGAUCUUCCCUUGGAUGCUCCUCCUGACCCUGAGACUUUACCUGAAGCAGCCUCCGCACCCAAGGAGGUCCAACCCGCUGAGAAGGAGCAGGGUGAAGCGACGUCACAGGAGGAGCAAGGAAGUGUGGAAGAGGAGACCACGGUGAGAGAGGAACCCUUGACUCCUGAGCCUCAGGUGGAGCAGGCGGAGGGAGAAUCUGGUGAGCAGCAGCAGGAGGGAGGAGAGGAGGGGCAGCAGGAGAAAGGAGAUGUGGAGCAGGGAGAGGAGACUGCAGCCCAAGCCGAGGAGGAGGUUACAGCAGAAGGAAGAGAGGCUGUGGAUGAAGCACAGUCAGAGCCACACUCUGACUGUGCCGUAGCAGAAAUGACUCUCGAUGAGGCCACUGCUGUGGAGGCUCCCCCCGAGGAAAACACUGCACCCCAGGAGGCUCCUGUAGGCCCAGCUGAAGGGGCCCCGCAGGAGGUUGGAGAGGGAGGGGAAAGAAGCUGUGCCCCCUGCUCCUGCCAGUCUCUCUUGUCGAACUACAACUCCAAUGCUCAUUCACGCCGUAAAACCCGCCCCUGCUCCCUCCCGGUGUCAGAGCUGGAGACGGUGAUUGCCUCGGCCUGUGGCGAGCCUGAGACGCCACGAUCCCACUACAUCCGGAUUCACCACCUCCUUCACAGUCUUCCCUCGGCCCAGCACAGACCGCCCAGCCAGGAGGAAGAGCAAAGUGGGGAAGGAGUGAAUACAGACAGCACUGUGGAGACAAACAGCACAUCACCAACACAUAAAACCUCCAAAGAGCAGGAGGGGCAGGAGGAUGAUGAAGAAGAGGAUACAUCACAGUCACCCUCUCAGGUUCUGGGGUGUCCGGGCCCCUGCUGUCGGCGCUCGCUGCCCCGCAGCCUCUCCAUUGAGCGCCUCUCUGAGCUGAAUCAACUUCUGGAAGGUGAAGGAUUUGGAGGAGGCCACACAGCAGUCAGGAGGAUCUCCCCUUCCUGUCCAGAAAGCGAGGAGGGGGAUUCCAGCAAUGGAGGAGGAAGGAGGGCUGGCGGCAGCGCCCACAGAGCUCCAGGUGAAAGCGAGUGCGAGUUUUGUGACACCUCCUGCUACAGCACCUCGUGCUACAGCACCUCCUGUUACAGCACAUCAUGCUACAGCAACUCCGGCUAUGAGGGGAGGGGGCGGUUUUGCAGCCACACCCGCCUGUCUUCGGUGGAGAGUAACCGGCUCUCCAGCAGCACUGUGUUCUCCUCCCAGGAAGAGGAAGAUGAGGAGAGCGCCUUUGAGUCAGUACCUGAUGGAAAUCACGGCCCUGACGGAGAAGAGCAGGGCGGGGCAGAGAGGAGGACGGGCAGAUGGAAGGAGACCAGGAGCGGAGAGCAGGGGGAUCCAGCUGUGGCGGGGCCCAGUGAUCAGAACAGCAUCGGCUCAAGCUUCUCCCCUCCUGUUGGCCAUCUUCCAGUCCUGCGACCCAGCCAUGACCUAAACCAUUUUCCUGCUGCCACUGACCAAGCCUUACCUCCAAACUGGGAAGCUCGGAUUGACAGCCAUGGCAGAGUUUUCUACGUGGACCAUGUCAACCGGACCACAACCUGGCAGAGGCCGAGCCAUGCUACCAAAUGUAACCAUGGCAUACCUCGCUCAGGGUCCACACAUCAGAUGGAGCAGCUCAACAGAAGGUACCAGAACAUACAGAGGACUAUGGCCACAGAAGAGAGUGGAGGGAGUCAGAGGACUGAGCGGAGCAGCAGUACUGAAACUGAUCCUGACUCCACUCAGACAGGCCCCGCCUCCCCUGUCAAUCAACAGAAGAUCAGCCAUCUCCUCCAGUCUCCUGCUGUCAAGUUCAUCACACACCCAGAAUUUUUUACUGUGUUGCACAGCAACUAUGCAGCGUACCGGAUGUUCACCAGCAGCAGCUGUGUAAAGCACAUGAUCCUGAAGGUGCGCCGUGAUGCCAGAAACUUUGAGCGCUACCAACAUAACAGGGACCUUGUGGUCUUCCUCAACAAGUUUGCAGAUAGUCAGCUGGAGCUGCCAAGGGGUUGGGAAAUCAAAACAGACCCCCAGGGCAAGUCUUUCUUUGUAGAUCACAACAGCCGAGCCACGACCUUCAUCGACCCUCGGAUACCUCUGCAGAAUGGCCGGCUGCCUGGCCACCUCGCCCACAAACAGCACCUGCAGAGACUACGCAGCUACAGCGCCGGGGAGGCCUCUGAUGUGUCCAGGAGUCGAGGGGCGUCUCUGAUGGCCAGGCCAGGAAACAGCUUGGUAGCUGCUAUACGAAGUCAGCAUUAUGCUGACUCACAGCAGCUGAGCGCUCCAUCUUACAAUGACAAGAUAGUGGCAUUUCUUCGACAGCCAAACAUAUUUGACUUGUUACAGGAGCGACAGCCCAGCCUGACUAGGAACCAUGCACUGAGGGAGAAGAUCCACUACGUCAGGACUGAAGGAAAUCAGGGAGUGGAGAAGCUGUCAUGUGAUGCUGACCUGGUCAUCCUGUUAAGUUUAUUUGAAGAGGAAAUCAUGUCAUGUGUUCCACCUCACCCCAUCCAUCACAACCUCAGCUUCUCUCCUCGCUGUUCCCCCGCCUCGUCGCCACAGAACUCUCCCGGCUUGCAGAGGGCCAGGGCUCCAGCUCCUUACCGCAGAGACUUUGAAGCCAAACUGCGAAACUUCUACAGGAAAUUAGAAGCUAAAGGAUACGCCCAGGGGCCAGGAAAGAUCAAGUUGCUCAUCAGGAGAGAACAUCUACUGGAAGGAACCUUCAACCAAGUGAUGGCAUAUUCACGCAAAGAGCUGCAGAGGAAUAAACUCUAUGUCACGUUCCUUGGGGAGGAGGGGUUAGAUUACAGCGGUCCUUCCAGAGAGUUCUUCUUCCUCUUGUCUCAGGAGCUAUUCAAUCCAUACUACGGCCUGUUUGAAUACUCAGCCAAUGACACCUACACCGUGCAGAUCAGCCCCAUGUCAGCGUUUGUUGAGAACCAUCUGGAAUGGUUCCGUUUCAGUGGUCGCAUCCUGGGCCUGGCUCUGAUCCAUCAGUAUCUGCUGGACGCUUUCUUUACUAGACCGUUCUACAAGGCCCUGCUCAGACUGGCGACGGACCUGUCUGAUCUGGAGUAUCUGGAUGAGGAGUUUCAUCAGUCUCUACAGUGGAUGAAAGACAACGACAUCACCGACAUCCUCGACCUAACCUUCACUGUCAACGAGGAGGUGUUUGGCCAGGUAACGGAGCGUGAGCUAAAGUCCGGUGGCGCCAACCUCCAAGUCACUGAGAAGAACAAGAAGGAUUAUAUAGAGCGAAUGGCCAAGUGGAGGGUGGAGAGAGGAGUGGUGCAACAGACGGAGGCGCUGGUCCGAGGCUUCUACGAGGUGGUGGACUCCAGGCUUGUGUCGGUAUUCGAUGCACGGGAGCUGGAGCUGGUCAUUGCUGGGACGGUGGAGAUUGACCUCGGUGACUGGAGAAACAACACCGAGUAUAGAGGAGGUUACCAUGACGGCCACAUAGUGAUGCGCUGGUUUUGGGCUGCAGUGGAGCGCUUCAACAAUGAGCAACGCCUCCGUCUGCUGCAGUUUGUCACGGGGACAUCCAGCGUUCCCUACGAAGGCUUUGCCGCCUUGCGAGGUUCGAAUGGCCUCCGGCGCUUCUGCAUUGAGAAGUGGGGCAAAGUGACAUCGCUACCCAGAGCUCACACCUGCUUUAACCGCCUCGACCUGCCUCCCUACCCUUCGUACACCAUGCUGUAUGAGAAACUGCUCAUUGCUGUGGAAGAAACCAGCACAUUUGGUCUGGAGUGAGACAGACAAAUCAAACACUGCACGCCUCUAUGUCCAACACUGGCUGGGCCAAAAUGUGAAAGGAGCGCAGCCUAACCUGUCUUAAAGAUCCCGGAAUUGUACUGGAAAUGUUUCUGAUCAUGUUGGAUACACAGUAUGUUUGUCACUGUUACGGUUCUGUGCGUCAGAGUCUGUCACUCAUGAGGAUCUUUACAAUUGCACGCAACACUCACGGCGUCACAGCACUUAUUUUUCUAUAAAUCAUUAGAAAAUAAGAAACAAUUACAAAGACUUUUUUAUAAUUAAUAUUGAUCAGUCUGUGUGUACCUGAAGAAUGAGUCUGUCAAAUCGAAUCAAAAACUUUUGUUGCAUGUACCACAAUUCAUCCGACAAUGAAAAUGCUUUGGCUAAUAAAAGCAAAAGCAAAGUGUUUAUACUCAGUACAGCAACAGGUGAAAAGUAAUGUACAGAAAUAAGAACAAUAUGAGCAACACAGUAACACUGAAAACAGUAAUUUUCCAUAUGACAAUAACAACAGCAAUGUGCUUGGAGACAUGCUGGAAGUUAUCUUUAAUAGACAGAAAAUAUUUAAAUAAUAAUUUAAUAACCAUCACAACCUACUGUAGAAAGAAAAUCGGAAAGAGAAAUGAAAGAAAUGGGUUAAAACCGUUAAUAGAAUUAAAUACUAUUAGUUACUCUAAAAAAUGUUACAGUCAUUGCAAACUUUGAUCCAGAAAUCUUCUUUUUAUCAAAAGAUGUAUGCAAAGAUUGUUACACAAAUCCUCAGGUGGUUUCCUGCUGUGGACAUGUAGAAUGUCUAAUGCAAGUUUAAAUUCAAGAGAAAAACACCUCAAUCAGUUUAAUGCAAAGUUUAGUAGCCCUGAAGCCAAAGGAACAAUUGUCUGGGUUUUUUGUUGUUGUUUUUUUUAGUGGAGAUACUACAAAUACCAAUAUGUAUCUGUCUGGACUGCAGCAGCCCAAAAGGAACUUGCCUGAGGACUUAACAGAACUGCAGCACAAUGGGAAAUAAGAGGUUAAGGCAAAUAUAUGACGAGCUGCAGACAAUUAAGAGAGAAAGACUGAUUAUCACUCAAAAAACUCCCAACAGGUAAAGAAAACUGCACUGAAGACAAGGUGAAUAACACAUGCUCAGAAACUCAGAAACUACUGAACAUCUGGAAAUGAAAUGAAUGUCAAUAAUGGGCAAGCCACAAAGCAGUGAAGUUUCUGUUUCAAGCAAUGUGAAGUGUAGUCUGGUACACUGGAAAUCAAGAAAUAUACAUUCACAGCAUCCAGGCUGUACUCGCAUAAAAAGACAGGCCCUCCCUGCAAUUAAAGACUCCGCAGUACUAACAUGCUUCUGAUACUCAUCCUGGAAGUCCUGCAUCUGCGCCCACAGCUUCCGGUACUGUGCCUCCCUUUAAAGUGAUGACAACAACUGGACACAGACACUCCACAGACACUCUAUGUUGCAUAGAGCUCAGUGAUGAGGCAAUGAUGUCAAGUAUUGCGAAUGCAAAAGCAGCCAUCAAUUCCAGCACAAGGGCUUCUGGGAUUCCUUUUGUGGAGACUAAGGGCGAUUACGUCAAACCAAGCUACGUGAGCUCCGUGAUUCGUGACUCUUCACGACAGAAUUUAUACUUGGACGCUCUCCAGAUGGCUAAGGAGGACUAAAGUGGGAUUCUGCUUUCAGCCUGUGGUCUGGCUGUUUGAAUGGGAGCUUCUCACACUCUUGUUCGAGUCUUCCACAAACGAAGUUGUCAUCUCUGACCAUGCACCAUUGGUGCCGCUCUUUGUAUGGAGCCGGUACUCCAGUAUUUAACUCUUUGCUGUCUCAAACACAGUGACCAGUGCAAGAGCAGCGUGUGGAAUCUCCAAUGGCCUCAGACCAAUGUAACAGAUCCCUGAACUGAUGUGGCCCUACUGGUAGAAAUGUGUGAUGUGUAAAGGGACAAACAGGUGUAACAUAUGCAAUAGUUGAGACCUUUACUCCAAUCUGUUCCACAGUCUGCCAUAUUCUUUUAGACACUGACUGACUGCAGUGCACCCUUGACAUCUCCAGCCCCUUGCCUGCAUCUCUAGCUGAGUGAUGAAGCUGUGCCUCAGUUACUUUCUGCCUCAUACAUGCCCUGUGGGGGUAGUACUGACAAAAGGAAAGUCAUUUGCCUUGGGGUUUUUUUAAGUCAGGUUAAUUGGUAAUAGUCACUGAUUACUGUAUUUACAAUGGAUGUAGCUUUGUGGGCAGAUAACUAGCCUGAUAUAAGCAAUGCCAAAUAUAAACAGAACCAGGAGGCAUCAAAGCUGGCUGGAAAUCUGACACAUUUUCGCCGGAUUUGACAGAUACACUUGUAGCUACUCUUCCCAAGCUGUAGGCUUUUGUCAACCUAACUGUUGAAUGAGUUGUAAGGCUAACAGAGAACUAAUGGCUUACACAUCAAAGUGUGUUUUACCAUUUCAAGUACAGCUACAAUGUUCAUAAAACUUGAGAAAAGUUGGCAAAAAUGCUUUCUUGUGGAGUUGCGUAUGUUUGUCGCAGGCUAGACACAAAUCUCCAACCUUGCUGUCAGUGGUCAAAGCACCAGGUUUCUGAAUGUUUCUGAAACCCAUGACUGACAUCACGACGUGCACAAUAUUGUAGUCCAUUUACAUCUCCCGGAAAUUUUUUUUGUAAACUUUAUUAAUUCCCAGUUAAAGCCGACGACUCCAGUGGUGGAACAGUUCAGUUAACGAAUGAACUGGAAACACUUCUGAAUCAUGGAGUGUAGUUUUUGUUUGAUCCACUUCUGAUUAAAGAAUGUUUGUCUCUGAUUUUUAUUAUUGCUCCCCUCUAAAGACAAUUCAAGGUUUGAACCAAACUGUGCUUUUAGAGAAUUGUUACAUACCUAACAAAUGCUAGGUGUUUGCAGGGAAGACAACUGUGUGCAAUGAGAAAGAUGAGAUCUCUUGUUCUGCUUCUAAGUGUUGGGAUUAAUUGUUCAGGUUUUUGUGAAUCUAUAGUUCAUACUGAAGCCAGUUGCACCAGCUGUUCAUGAAUUCAAACUUAGCCCUGUGUUUGCUAAGUGGCACUUUAUGCAAGAUGAAACUACAACUGGUUGCAGCACAAUGACAGUUUCUGCACAGAGAUUAGUUGUUACUAAAUAUUUAUACCCACUAACCACCAUGUGUAACUGGCAUACAGCUAAGUGAACAAAGCAACAAAACCAACAGCUUAAAAAGAAAAAGCUAACAUGAAAGUCUUUAAAUUCACUUCCUACUACCUGGCAGGCAUUUUGGGAAUUCUCCUGGGAGUUAUUUGGAAUCAUCCAAGGCCGUUUAAAAUAAUUGGGUAAAGAGCUGUGAAUGCAAAAAAAGUUUAAAAGGUCUGACAACUUUGCCCCAAAAUAAGGUUUAAAAGCCAUUAUUUUUAUUUUAAGCAUAGAAGGUACACAACAGUUUUCAAAGCACAAACAUAAUACUAAUACUUGGCAGAUUUAGGGGUGGCUGUGGAGUGAGAACGUGUUGCUGUGGCUCAAGAAGUAGAGCGGGUCAUCUAGCAGUUAGACGUUCGAUCCCGUGCUCCUCCGGUCUGCAUGUGGGAGUAUCCUCGGACAAGAUACUGAACCCCAAUUUGUCCCUGAUGCAUCCGUGUGAGCAUGUCGAUAAAUGUUAGCUAAAUAGCAACGCCUGUUCCUAUGUGAGCAGGUAGGUUUGGCUGUCUUUCUUACCUUAGCAAAUCAAAUCAUACUUUAAAGAGUGCAACUUGUAUUUACUCAGGCUGUCUUUGUCUAACAUUUGCUUGAUGAUCUGGAACCUGUCGUGUGACAAAUAUGCAAAAAUAAAUAAAUGAGAAGGCAGCACAUACUUAAAUUGCAUGGAUACAGAGAAAAUGGAGCAACAGAGUGUUUAGGAAUACAGUCCCUAUUAGUCUACCUGAGCGCCCUAUAUGAAUUCCCCAAAGAACUGGACAAACUCAAGUAAUUUCCAGCAUAAGGAUUGUUUUUAACUCAUGAACACAGGCAUCCAAUAUUGAUUUUGACCCUUGCAAACAGAGAUUUCUCUAGGUGCUCAGAGUCUUUUGAUGAUAUUGUGUACUCUUGAUGAGAUAUUGAGCGUCUUCAUAAUGUUACGCUGAGGAACGCUGGUCUUAAACUGUUCCACAGUUUGUAAAUGUGCUUUUUUUGCAGAUUGGUGAACCUCUGCAUAUCUUCACUUCUCAGAAUAUUUAUUUAAAUUAUACACAGUGUCCGUGUAAAGACAUUAAGUCGUCACUUACUUGCGGCUUUUGACAAUGGUACAGCUACCUCCGUGAGAGUGUUCUUGACUUGACUUGUGUUUUUCUUAACCAAGAAAAUAUUUCUGUCAUUAUCCACUGGAAUUUUUUGGACAAAAAUCUGUCAUUCUUCAAAACCAGUUUACCUAACUAAAUGAAGAGUUGGUGCAACUCAGUCAGGCCGGUUUCCAAAAAGCUUUAGGUGGAUAGCCACCAGAGGGUGGUGGUAAAGUAUACAUAAAAAUAUAUUCAAUCACAUUGUUAGUUUAGUCAGAUUUGCAGUGUAAGCAGCAGACGUUGGUUUAUGUCUAGACUGGGUUUAUGGGUACAGAGCAUCAAACUUUGACAUAGGAAAUAAGAAUUUCUGUUUAAUGUUUGUGUUUAGGGUUAAUAAAAUGCAAUCUGUCGUUACUUAAUUGCCUAAUCCCCACCAUACCCUUACCCAGUGACAAUCUUUCCCUAACCUGGCCCUCACUGGUCUGUGUCCUGCUGUGUGCAGAUGUAGGUAUUUAAAGCAAGAUAUAUUUUUUUUUGUCAUUGUUGCCACUCUACAUUGUCUUACUGUGCUUCUCUAUCGUCCACCCAAAGCAUGCUGGGAUAGAAUCCACCUUCUGGUCCAGAGUAGGACUGAUGUGUGUGUCAAUUGUCCACAUCUUAUCGUGUGAAAGAUUUUCACCACAGCGGAACUUUUCACCUUCAUGAACCAUCAGCAACUCAAGUAGACGUGUGUGAGAUGAGUUGGCUGAAAUCACUUUCCAGGUAUCACAUUUGGGGCUAAUUUGGGCUGUCGGGUCACUGACAGCCAAUCUAGGGUUAGAGUUAGGGUUGGUUAACAUGCGCCCCUUUUUGUACAGUUUGUGCUUGCUUAGAACACCCAGAAUGAUUGUAAUGCCAAAACUAUGUGACUUCAUUGAAAACGUGUCAUCUGCUAGUGUCUGACUUUUUGCCUAUUUAGCAUGCAGCUCAAACUCAACCCAAGCCUAACCCUAACCCCCAAUGUGUCACCAGUGACUUGGUGGAAGAGUUUAAGGCUCAGCUGUGGUGCCAGCAAAUGUGGUGUGAAUCAGAUAUGGCCCAGAUAUCACAGAAUGCUGAACUUGUAGCCAAACUCACCCUGGGUCAACACUGUUGUUACUCACAAAUCAACUACAUGUCAAAGUUUGACACAUAGCAAAGAUCCCUGACUUCAGCGGCCUGUCAAAUUUUAGGCUUCUUUAUUCCCAACAUGGUGUGAUGUUUGAAAAGCUGACUAUAUCUCCAGAAUUUCACUUUUUUUAUUUUCAUUUAAAAUACUGUCAUGAAUUCGCUUCCGUAUAGAGGAGAAAAACUGCAGUGAUAGGUUCCACUAAAGAAGAAUCCAAAGAACUUUGACACAAAUUUGAGAUUUUUGGAGAUUACCCACACUUCUGUGAGUCAGAUCGAUAAUUACUCCAGUUUUUGUUUGGUGUGGCAACAUCUUGUCCACACAUCCCAACACACACAAGGACAAGGCUGUGAUUUAGUUGCUCUCCUCAUCCUUUUUCUACAAUCGUUUGUACUCUUAUUUAUACAGUAUUGUAUUUAUAAGCAAGGGGAAGUCCUGAAACUUUCCUUGAAUGUUUUCUUUCUAUUUUAUUUUGUAAUCAUGUAAUUAGGAGGAUCAGUGGAAGAUUUUGCCUUUGAAUUUGAAGCCUUUGGGUUCUUAUUUGUGUCUUUUCUAUUCUAAAAUAAGCUGGCUGAUUUUUUUUGGUUUUCUGCGGGGAAACUGUGAUGUUUGUUCCCAUUUGGCUCCUCUUUUUCUGUUCACCACUUUUGCUGGUGGCAUUAUUGAGGUUAAUGUCAGCUGUGGCUCACUCU
Maylandia zebra (zebra mbuna) is the source of this 11194-nucleotide messenger RNA. RefSeq names its product HECT, C2 and WW domain containing E3 ubiquitin protein ligase 1a (gene hecw1a). Gene Ontology annotation, molecular function: protein binding; ubiquitin protein ligase activity. The record is from RefSeq and is a predicted model, not a curated record. NCBI's taxonomy places the organism in Eukaryota, Metazoa, Chordata, Actinopteri, Cichliformes, Cichlidae. Gene Ontology annotation, cellular component: cytoplasm. Gene Ontology annotation, biological process: ubiquitin-dependent protein catabolic process; protein ubiquitination; regulation of dendrite morphogenesis.